CACAUUCGGUUGGAUGUCUGACUGAUGUGUGAUGUGGUCGUCCGUUCGGGAUACACUUGUCUGGAUUGUUAUUGUGUCGUCGGCAAACAUUUGAAAGUAAACUUUUACGAACGCCAGUUUAGUUGAGUACGAGACGAGCAACGCUGCGGUAACGGUUACGGAAAACGAAAAAGAAAAAACUAAAAGCUGAGAAAAUAAAAACAAAGAAAACUGUGUGACAUAAAGAAACCAAGAAAAAAAGAAAUAUUACCUAGAAUUAUAUGAUAAUGAUGUUGAUGAUGAGCCCGUAUUGAAGUAAGGCAGGAAAAUUGAUAUUGAAUACAACGACAGAAGUAAAUCAAAUGGGACUUGAAUAAUUUAUUUUCACUGCAAAUACACUGAAACCUAUAGGCAUUUGGUGGGUUCUUGAUGUUCGAUUCGAUUCCAUGUUCGACAAGAGAUAAGCAAAGACGCGCGCGAAUUUGCCCCCCAAAAAAGAAAGUCAGAAAAACAAAUAAGAAGAGUAGUGAUAACGACGAAAACAAUCGCAGAGAUAUCGGAAUCUACGACUCAAACAGGAGUAAAUAAAUAUUUGAUGCGAAAUUAUUUGUUCGAAGAUGCUUCAGGUGGAAUAACGGUAACUAUUUAAUAACAACAACAGCAACAAAUCACUGUUAUUCUUAUAGCCCCGUUGUUGUUGCAUUGCAAGUUUGUUCGUUCGUUCGCAACCAAGUGAAUCCAUGGAAAUGUAUUAGUGAGCAAAUGUGUGUGUCUGUGAGUGUGUGUUUUGACGGUUAAAACAUUCUAGCAUUGCAACGCAAUACCAAACGGAAAACGGAAGUGCUUCUUCGCCAGCUAUCAAUUUUGCUUCAUUGCAAUUUUUCGACUGUGUGUUGGUGUUGUUGGUAGUUAAGUUGGUACGCUGUUGUUAUUGUUGUCGAGUUGCAAUUUCACCGAUAUUUGAUUUUUUUCUCGUGUGUGUGCCUGUGUUUCCUUUCUUCUUUUGCUUUCUGCGAAUAUCAUAACCGUUAUUUGAUUUAUUAACAGUGAAACGAAUUUUCAUGUAAACAGCUCGGAACAAAGGGUUAACGCAAUUUGCAAUUUUUGCUUCUUUUUACGCGGAAAUUCUUUGGUAACGAAUCUGAGGGCUCACAAUUUUGUUUUUGGGAGAUUCUCAAACAAAAGGCGCAAACUGCUUGCUUGCUUCAGUGUUUGAUUUGCCUGCUCGCACGGAAACAUCCAAACAUACCUACAUCGAAAUUAAAUUAUAGUAAAUAGCGCUGCAUUUGUUUAGGUUUUUUUUCUGCAUCGUCGUGUUGAAAUCUGCCGGUCUGCUUUUUAUAUCGCCUUGCAAAUAGAGACAACACCUUUAUUUGGACAAAUCCUGCUUUAAAUUGUUUUCAAAUAUUGUCUUGAUUACAUUUAAGGCCUCUCAUCCACUCCAAAAAAAGAAAAGGAAUUCCAAAACGCACAGCCCAGAAGAUAAUCUCCAUGCUCUAGUGGAGCCACAAAAAGGCAGCCAGCCCGCCAGUCAGCCAUCAGGGCCAUUUAGCCGCAAUUAAUGCCAAAUCAAAUUUACUGUGAAAACAUUCAGCUGUUGUUGCACAAUUUGAGUUUUUAAUUAAAACUCAUGUGGAUCGCAAAGUUAAGCAAAUAUUUGUUUUGAAAUUUUGCAAAAGUUAAGACAGCCAGGCAGCCAUACGUUUUCCCGAAAGAAGCCAUAAAGAAACAUCCCAACACAGGGAAAUAUUUUUCGUUGGAGAGGAAAUAUAAAAACAUCCCUCAGAAAAGAGAGGGAGAGAAAGAGAGAGAGAGAAGGGGCAAAACCAAUUCCAGCGGAAAUGUUCAAAAGCAAAUGAUUUGAAAAUAUUGCUACAUCUUUUCCGACCUUCCAGAACGAGUUUCGGAAAAACAAAAGCCCUUUGCAGAACACCCCAGACCAAAACGGCACUCUACGGAUCUUUCACAGCAUACGAACAAAGGGCAGUUGCUAGAAUACCAUGGAAAAAUUAAAAACGCAUAAAUAUCACCUACGAAGGGCCACAACUCGAGCAGCUCACACACAACGACGCCUCGUACGCCACAUUAACCUAAAGAAUUAUGCAGCGUUCAUAAUUGCAACGAUAUUUGUUGUCAUUACGGCCUGUGUGAAAAGUGCACACCUAAAUGUCAACACACUGUCGUUGCAGUCGGCAACGGGGGGAGUGGCGCCCAACCUGCCAUCGUCGUCCAUAAGAGAUGGGGACGACUCGGCCACAUACUCAAUGCCAACAUCAAUACCGCCACCACCACCUGCAGCAAAUUCCAGCUCGUCGUUGCCAUCAUCAUCCUCAUCGGCGUCCUCAUCAUCCUUGUCCUUGUCAGAAUUAGAGCAAAUACCAUUAACAAUCCUGGAAUUACAGGAAUCGCCUGGGCAACAGCAUCCACAUCAGCAGCAGCCUGCGUACCAAAGUCAGCCACAGCAUUUGCCAUUGCUUGACACUGCAACAGCCACACGAAAUGCCUUAAAUACUGCCGCCAUAGAAGAUGAUGCCAACACAUUACGGCUCACACCUAAACAAGAUAAAACUCUCGACGAAGAGGAGGCCGAGGAAGAAGAGCAGCAGCAGCGGAAAGAGGAAGAUGAGUACUUUUCAUUACAAAAUAUUCAAAGUUCCAUAAAGGAAGGCCAGCGGCAACAACAACAACACCACCACCAAAGUCAUCCACAUUCCGGUCAUCAGUAUCGCCACAAACACCAUCAACAUCAACACCAGCAUCAACGUCGGCCACGUCCUCAACAUCACCAUGAAGAGCCGCCACAAGCUGAACAGCUGAAGUAUCAUAAUGAAAGCCCCGAACAUAAACAUAACCUACAUCAGCAGCAGCCUCCUCAUCAUCAUCAUCACCAGCACCAGCACCACCAUUAUCAGUCUCAACAGGAAUUUGUGGAACAGCAACAACAACAACAAUCGUCACUGCUCUCAGAGGAAGGUGUUGUUGACCAUAAUAAUCAGCCAUUGGCACAGGAUGAAAUUCCCAUCAUUACGGAACGCAACCACCACCCGCAUUACCCUCAUCAGGAGGCCCAGAAUAUUGGUGGCAAUGACAGAAAUUCUAAUCAAGCUCCAUGGAAUGGCCAUUCUUACCGCAGCCGCUUUUCCAUUGAGGAUUUGUUGCACACCAAAUUCGAGAAGAAGAUAUCGAAUGACAUCUACAUGGAUCCUUGCAAAGCGGGUGGCUUUAUGGGAGACAUUGCUUUGCCCGACAUGGAGUAUGAUGAUGGAUAUCCUUUGGUGGCCUAUACCCAAAUGUGGGAGGAGCCCAUGCAAGCGGAUGCUCCCAUCAAUGAUGCACCCAGUAAAUACAACGAAACAUUCCAAAAGGAAAUGGAAAUAUUAAAACAAGAGGUCUACAACGAGGGUUUGCAGGUGGAAGAGGAGGGUCUCACCGAUAUUAUACGGCGGAAAACCAAGUUGCCGAGCAAUAAACCGGAUUUGAAUAAUGAUAAUUCAGAGUCCUUUGCCAAUGAAUUAUUGAAACCCAAAACGCAUCCCAGCUAUGAAAAUAUAAACUACAAAAAUGAUGUCAUCAGCUCGGAGGACCAUGAGCCCCGAAAAUAUUCCAUAAACAUACCCAGCAAAUUUAGUGCAAUGGGAAAAGAUGACCUGCUGACGGAGAAACCAGAUAAAACCUUCAACACUUCCCUGGAGAAACUGGAAAAUAUUCUAACCAACGGUAAUGAAAAGUCACAAAUCGAAGAGGAGAAAUACAACAAAUCGUCGGUGGGUUUAGGCAAUCGUAAUGUGGAUCAACGUAAAAUCCAAUCGAAUACCAAAGACAUCGAAUUGGAUACUGGCAAUAAUUUCGUUUCGGAACGUAAGGUUGUCAUUUUGCCAACAGCUGUGCCGGCCCAACGUUCCACGUUGCCCAAUGUCUAUAGCAAUGCUGGCGGCAAUGGCAUGAAAUUGGAUGAUAUACAAGAGUUGAAGGGUAGCAGUACCAUUAUUAAGCGUAGAAAUAGGAGGGGGAGGAAAAAUAGACGCAGCAAUACCAACAGCAGAUCCGAUUACAACCUUCGCAUGCAACAGCUGAGAGAGGAACUAACUCGCCCGGUGGGCGAGGAGAAGAAACCCCAUCAUCGCCAACAUCACAGUCAUCAACAUCAUCUCGUCACAAAACCGGAACAGAAACAUCAUCGCCAAGAACACGAUUCCAUUAAAAAAUACUCUGAGAAAAUAUCGAAUAAUUUUACCGACAAUGAAUCCCUUAACGAGGAAAUGAGAUAUUCGAAGUUGAGCGAUAUAUUUUUGGAUAUGGAUUCUGAACCGGAACGAAAGCACAAGCCAAAUAUUGUACCCGCUUAUGAGGCUGAGGAAGAGGACGAAUUUAGUUUUGUGCGUGAACAUCGUCGCCUGCCACGCGCCGUUACAGCCAAAAAGGAACGUGUCUGGGACUAUGGUGUGAUACCCUAUGAAAUCGAUGGCAACUUUAGUGGUCUGCACAAGGCUCUGUUCAAGCAGGCCAUGCGUCACUGGGAGAACUCGACAUGCAUUAAGUUUGUGGAACGGGAGCCGGAAUUGCAUCCAAACUAUAUUGUUUUUACCAUACGAGGAUGUGGCUGCUGCUCCUUUGUUGGCAAACGUGGCAAUGGACCACAGGCCAUUUCCAUUGGCCGCAACUGUGAUAAAUUUGGCAUUGUUGUCCACGAACUCGGCCAUGUUGUGGGCUUUUGGCAUGAACACACCCGACCGGAUCGCGAGAAACAUGUUAUCAUCGAACACAACAACAUCAUGAAGGGUCAGGACUACAAUUUCAAUAAAUUAACACCGGACGAAGUGGACUCCUUGGGCAUGGCCUAUGACUACGACUCGAUUAUGCACUACGCCCGCAAUACCUUCUCCAAGGGGACGUAUUUGGACACCAUUUUGCCCAUAGAGGUGAAGGGACGCAAGCGGCCGGAAAUUGGUCAGCGUUUGCGUCUGAGUGUGGGCGACAUUGCCCAGGCCAAUUUGCUGUAUAAAUGUCCGAAAUGCGGUCGGACAUUUCAAGAUAACACUGGCAUCUUUGCCAGUCCCUCGUAUCAUACGGCCGGGGCGCUGACCAACGAGACGGAACAUUGUGAGUGGCGCAUAACGGCCACACAUGGCGAGCGAGUGGUUUUGAAAUUGGAGAAUUUGAAUAUUUUCAAAUCGGAAAAUUGCCAAUCGGAUUAUUUGGAAAUUCGAGAUGGUUACUGGCAUCAAUCACCUUUAAUAGCUCGUUUUUGUGGCAAAGUCAGUAGUGAAAUAUUAAAAACGGUUUCCAGCCGCAUGUUGCUGACCUAUGUCAACACGCAUCGAGCCGAGGGCUAUCGCGGAUUUAAGGCCGAAUUUGAUGUCGUCUGUGGCGGUGAGCUGAACAUCGAUGACAAUGAAGGACGUUUGGAGUCGCCCAACUACCCCCUGGAAUAUUUACCCAACAAGGAAUGCAUUUGGAAAAUUACGGUACCCAAAGGCUAUCAAGUGGCCUUGAAAUUCCAAUCAUUCGAAGUGGAAAAUCAUGACAGCUGUGUCUAUGACUUUGUUGAAGUAAGGGAUGGACCGACACAGGAAUCUCCUCUAAUUGGGGUGUUCUGUGGCUAUAAACCACCACCAAAUAUGAAAUCCACCGGCGACACCAUGUUUGUGAAAUUCGUUUCCGACACCUCGGUCCAGAAGCCCGGUUUCUCGGCCACCUUCAUGAAAGAGGUGGACGAGUGUGAGACACAAAAUCAUGGCUGCGAGCAUGAAUGCAUUAACACGCUCGGUGGCUAUGAGUGUGCCUGUCACAUUGGCUAUGAGCUGCACAGCGACAAGAAGCAUUGCGAAGAUGCAUGUGGUGGUGUCAUUGAAUACCCGAACGGCACCAUCACCUCACCCUCAUUUCCCGACAAAUAUCCCUUCUUGAAGGAUUGCAUCUGGGAGAUUAUUGCACCACCCAAACAUAAAAUCUCUUUGAAUUUCACCCAUUUCGAUUUGGAGGGAGCCACCCAUCAUCAGUCCGAGUGUGGCUAUGACAAGGUGACCAUUUAUUCUAAACUCAGUGAGAAUAAAUUGAAAAAGAUUGGCACCUAUUGUGGCAGCUCAAUACCGCCCACGGCCACCUCGGAGGGUAAUGCGUUGCGUGUCGAAUUCCAUUCGGACAAAUCAAUACAAAAGUCGGGAUUUGCGGCGGUCUUCUUCACCGACAUCGAUGAGUGUUCGAUUAACAAUGGCGGGUGUCAGCACGAGUGUCGCAACACCAUCGGUUCGUAUGUGUGUUCGUGUCACAAUGGCUAUUCGCUGCACGAGAAUGGUCAUGACUGCAAGGAGGGCGAAUGUAAACAUGAGAUUUCGGCACCAUUUGGCACAAUCUACAGUCCCAACUAUCCGGAUUUGUAUCCACCCAAUGCCGAUUGUGUGUGGCAUUUUUCGACAACGCCAGGGCAUCGCAUUAAAUUGAUAUUCAAUGAAUUCAAAGUGGAAUCGCAUCAGGAAUGUGCCUAUGACAAUGUGGCAAUUUAUGAUGGCGAUUCGGAGAGCAGUUCCCUGCUGGGUCGUUUCUGUGGCGAGAAAAUACCCUACCCCAUUUCCUCGUCCACAAAUCAGCUAUAUAUGGUACUUAAAACGGAUAAGAAUAAACAGCAUAGUGGUUUCACGGCGGUCCAUUCAACAUCUUGUGGCGGUUAUUUACGUGCCACAAAUCAAAUCCAACAAUUCUACUCCCAUUCGAGAUUUGGCAAUUUGAACUACGAGACCAACAUGGACUGCGAAUGGACAAUCCAGGCACCGCCCAAUAGCUAUGUUAAUUUGAUAUUUUUGACAUUCGAUCUGGAGAGCAGCGAGAAUUGUACCUAUGACUAUGUCCAGGUGUUUUCGGGCAUGGAAGAUACCAGCGGACCAAUGUAUGGACAAUAUUGUGGCAAUACGAUACCUCAAGACAUUAUAUCGCUAACCGAUUCUCUGUUGGUACGUUUCAAAACCGACAGCAGUGUUGAUUACAAAGGUUUCUCCGCCUCCUAUGUGGCUGUAAAUCCCUUCGACAAUAGCGAGGAAGACGAGGAAGAAGGCAACUCAUACAGUGCCGAAAUCGCCACCGCCUUUCCGGGUGCGCUGAGACCCAUCUACAAAGAGGACAUCAGCAAGGAGACAGACGACUACAAUGAAUUCAAUGAAAAUCAACUGCUCAUCAAUAAUCAAUACUACGGACGCAAUCGAUAUCAAAAUAGAUAUUAAAAAGCAAAAACAAAACAUGAUUCGUAUCCAAUGGAGGAUACAACCUUAGCCAUAUAACAUCGUAAAUGUAAUUUUAAGUAAGAAAAAAUAUUGCUCUGUUCCAGAAACUGCAAGAAUAUUGGAUACGAUUUUGCAAUAUUUUCGAUAUAAGAAAGUAAAAAUUGGUUAUCGUAGGAAGAAAAAAUUACAUCGUUACAGUUCUGGAGCAGAGCAUAUUUUUAAAAAAUUAAAAAAAACAAAACAAAAACACACACUUUGACAAUAUAUAAAUGACUUUCAUUGAGAUUGUUUAUCAUGCAUUUUUUAACGAAUACCAAAAACUAAUUUAGAUCAUAAAUGAAAAAAGAAAAAAAACAACAACAAAACAAAAAAGAGACAAUUUAAACAUAUUAAUUUACAUACUCUUACAUAUAAAGUACAUACAUAUUUUAACAUUAAGCAUAUCAUCUUAGUAGAAGAGGAAACCCUGGACCGAUGACCACUACAGACCGACACAACUUUUCGACCUUAGAGUUCGUUUUUUGGGCUAAAUGUUAUUAGACAUUAAGAGAGAAUGGAAAACAAAAACUUUGAACUGAUAAACAAUAAAAGUUUAAAAGCGAUCUGUUUCUUAUACAUGUGUACGUACAUUUACAUAUACACUAAAUAAUACAUACAUAUACCCUGAAAGAGACAUUAUGAAUAAAAACAAACUAUACAAUAAGAUUUUUAAUAUUUUUUAGUUUAUAAUUAUAAUACGAUUUACUUAAAACCAAAAAACAAAUAAAUUUCUUUAUUUACAAAAUUUUAUUCUGAUUUGACUAUUUUUUUUUUUUAAUAAAGCGCUUUCAUUAUUUUUUUGUGUUAUACAUUCUUUUUCUAGUUAAUCAGACAAAAAAAACGAAGUUUAUGGAUAAAAAGAUAUAUUCAAGAGGGAAAUUUCCUGUUGUCAGAGUCUAGGCCAGAAUGUAUUAUUCCUACAAUGUUAUUCAAAUAUAUGCAUCUUUCUGUUAAAACCAUUACUGUACCCUUCAUUUUUGGAAAUCUUCGAAGUACUCGUAGAAAAACCAUAAAAGCACGGUACCGCCCACGUUAUGUAAUUUUGAAGACGUUUACUGCGUUCUUCAACCGAAUUACUGGAAUUUGCAGUUUGAAAAAAAAAAUAUAUAUUGAAUUCGGAUAUUUUAGUUAUAAAUUGGUUGAAGGGUAUUAAAAAAUUCGUUCCCUAUUGAAAAUUGUCAGCCAAUUCUUAAAAAAACAGUAAGGAAAGGCCCAAAGUCAGGCGGGGCUGACUUUAUGAUACCCUACAUCAAUUUGUAGAUUUAGUAGAGCUACCCAUAACAACCCAUAAAUAUAAUUUAGAGCCGAAAGAACUAUUAUAUGGUAGAAUAUCCUGCUCUUAACCGAUUUCCACAAAAUAUGACGGACUAAACCCAUAUACAUGAAAAUCUUCCUUAUGUGAGCUGAUAUUACAAUUUGUAGACACAAUAAGCGUAAAAUUAGAUGAAGAUAUUAUGGAAGCUAUAUCCAAAUCUGAAGCGAUCUCUAUAAAAAUAGCAGAGGUAUUUCUAUGUUGAAUCUAUCUGAUAGCUGGGGCCAAAGAUCGUUGUUGUGGAAAGAAUUUUACAGGUGUGAGUUACUUUAGUACAAAAUCGGAUGAAACAUAUAUUUGGGAGCUGUAGCUACAUCUAAACCGAUGUUUACCAAAUUUUAUCAUUCGUCCAGGCUAAAUUCGUUCGUCCGUGACAAAAUACAUUCAAUUCCGACGUAUAUUAACAAUCUGGUCUGCAAUAAACUUGAAAUCGAAUACGGACAUAUAUGGGAGCUAUAUCCAAAUCUGAACCGAUCUCUAUUACAAUUAGCAUUACAUUGAGGUAUUUGUGGAAAUGAUUUUACAGGUAUGAGGGACUUUAGUACAAAAUCGGAUAAAGCAUAUUCACGGGACCUUUGGCUACAUCUGAACCGAUUUGUAUCAAAUUUGAUACAUUUUCUUCCAGGCUGAAUUCGUUCGUCCGUGACAAAAUCCAUUCAAUUCGGACAUAUAUUUGCAAUAAACUUGAAAUCGAGUAAAGAUACAUAUGGUAGCUAUAUCCAAAUAUGACUCGAAGUCGAUAAAAUUUGACAAAGGUAUUUCUGAGCUAUAUUUGAUACAUUUCCCCGAAUAUCAUUGUUACGGAGUGCAUAUUACGGCUGUGAAGGACAAAAAUAACAAAUCGGAUGAACAAUAUAUAUGGGAGCUAUAGCUAUACCUGGACCGAUUUUCACUAAAUUGUACAUACUUGCUUCUAGGCUCAAUUGGGUGGUAUGUGCUAAAUUCCAUCCGAUUUGGUCAAUUAUUACACAUUGGGUGCAAAAUAAAGGGCAAAUUGGACGAAGAUAUAUAUUUGAGCUAUAUUCAAAUUUCGACCGAUUAUCUCCAAUUUCAAUAGGGUUCGUCCUUGGGCCAAACAUUCGGACAAUAAAUACGACCUGUACUUUAUUUACUAGGGUAUCGAAAUUAAUUGAUCUUUUCACACCGGAACUUGCGUUAGUAAAAAUAUUGCGAUACAUAAAAUUUGAAGAGAUAUGAAUGCUUAUUUCGCAUUUUAUGAGAGGUAUAAUUAUUCAAAAUUUCGACCAAUUUUGGGAGAGGUACCCGAAGGAGUCGUCUGACAUAUUCCAUCUUCCUACCUGGUUUUGUGGUCAUAGAAAUAUUGGGAUAUGUGAAAUUUCAAAAGAAUAUGAUGUUUAUUUCCCAUUUUACGAGAGCUUUAUCUAUUCGCAACUUUGACCCGUUUUGGGGAGGUAGCAGAAGAAGUGGACCUAGCACUGACAUAAAUAUUAAAAAUUGCAAAGUUUACAAACAAUCGUAAAUUUUUCUCUGUCUAUGUUGCCCAUCUCUGGACUCGAUGUGAUUUUGACAAUAAUAUCCAAGUACCAAGUUUGGACCAAAUCGGAUACUCCCUUCGAGAGUUAUUGUUCGCACCAGCCAGCCAGACAGACAAACAAACGGGCGGAUGUACAGACGUAAUCACACCCCUUGAUCGACUCAAUAUGAUGGAUUUGGUCCAAAGAUACGUAGGGUCUACAACCGUUAUUUCGAUAAGGCAUUUUCUUGGACGUAUCAAAUGAUAUUUACCCUCUAUAACCAUAUGGCUGUCGGUAUAAAAAGGAAUGGAGCGAUAUUUUCAAUCCGAUAUUAAAAUCGUGACCAAAUCAUAUACUCCUCUUGAUAUUUAUUGUGCCCACAAACAGACAGACGGACUGGCAUGGCAAGAUCGACUACAGAUAUCCAAAAUAUAAAGGUAGUCGGCCGUUACUACAAGUUUUGCCGGAACUAUGUUUAAUUUAAUUAUUACUACGUGUGAUGUUCGAAUUAUAUAUCCGAUACUUUGGGAAUCAAGUGAGGAGGUUCCAGGUAUAAAAAGGUAUUCCUCCUAUGCCCGUUAAUUUUAUUUCCACAAAAAAAAAGGUUUUUUUGGUAACCCCAAAUUCCAGUGAGAGUGAGAGCGAGUGAAGAGAACAAUUUUGACACUUGAGUUGCUGAGAGUUAGCAAAUUGUUGCUGGGAAAUUUUAUAACUCCUCGAAACACUAAUGUUCGAUCCAACAAAAAAUAAAAUCAAAGUCGAUUUAGCGAUGUCCGUCUGUUUUAAUCACUCUAUUUGCGGAAUGUGUAUUUUGCCAGUAGGUAGGUUCGUCAAGGACCCAUGUCGGUUCACUUUUUCGUAUAGCCACCAUAUAACGAUGCCGCCAGCCAUUCGGUAUUUUUAUAUUAUUAGCGACAUUAUUCACUGGAAUUGUUUCUUAUUUUGUAUGUGAAUUCGGAAUAGCUACUACUGCCUAGGACAAAAAAUUACUUAUAGCCGGAAUAGAACGGGUUUCAUUUGAGCCGUAUUUUUCGACUGAUUUUUUUGAAAAUUCCUCCUGAGGGUAUUAAAAGUUCGAUCCGGCCGAACAUAGCUUUUUUACAUUUUAUUCGCUAUGACAAACAAAAAUUCUUCUCUGAAAAUAAUUUCUAUUUGUAAUGAAAAACAAUCGCAAUUCGUGGCGUUUUGAUAAGAUUUAAAGUUUUAACAUAUUCUGAGAACUAUAGCAGAAUUUUAUGACAUAAAGUUUAAAGCAUUUCGUUUAAAAUGUAUUUUAACAAAAACAUAAAAAAGGACCAAACAUAGUUCUUUGGUGACUCGCUGGAGGAUUAUGAUAUUCGAUCAAUAUUAUUACCUUAACUCCUGUACUCCUCGAUGUUUAGGUUAUCAAUGGAUUUGAAAUAAAAACAAAUUAGGGCCGAUACCAUGCAAUUCUCGAAUAUUUCCGAUACUAUUCUCUCAGAUCUUUUUUUUUCAUAUGCCCACUCAACCCAAGUUCAAUUUGGUAUAAUCGCAAUUUGUUAUAUUAAAUAGUUUUUUUCCCUUAAAUUUCAUUAAUAAAAUAUUUAAAUAACCAAUUUGUUAUUAUAGUUCAAAAAGUUUAGAUGAAAUAAAAUCAUAUUCAAAAAGACAAAUUCAUAUUUAUAUCUAAAUCGAAGAGUUCAAUAACAAAACCGACAAAAAUAAAUAUACCUAAAUACAUACAUAUAUCAUGGAUCAACUUCAAAUAAAACAUACAAACAUACAUAGAAACGUAUACAUACACAUCACAUACAUUGCAAUGGAAAACAAUAAUUAGAUUCUAAGAAAUACAUACGUACAUAAUACAUUCGAAUAUACUCAAUGCAAUUUAUUAUUAGACAAACAUAUAUUUAAAGAAAAAUAUAACUUUAUUUCGAAUACUUCAAAUUAGAAUUUAUUUUUCUCCCUUUUGAAGUAACAAAACUAAUUGAAACGAAAGAGGAAGAGGGGAAGAAAAAC
Molecule: messenger RNA, 11999 nt
Organism: Musca domestica (house fly)
Lineage: Eukaryota; Metazoa; Arthropoda; Insecta; Diptera; Muscidae
Product: protein tolkin
Exons: 14
Coding region: 1980-7193 (1737 amino acids)
Biological process (GO): proteolysis
Molecular function (GO): metalloendopeptidase activity; zinc ion binding; calcium ion binding
Source: RefSeq, a predicted model, not a curated record